Musca domestica (house fly) is the source of this 722-nucleotide messenger RNA. RefSeq names its product adult-specific cuticular protein ACP-22-like. NCBI's taxonomy places the organism in Eukaryota, Metazoa, Arthropoda, Insecta, Diptera, Muscidae. Gene Ontology annotation, cellular component: extracellular matrix. The transcript is spliced from 2 exons. The record is from RefSeq and is a predicted model, not a curated record. Bases 62 to 607 code for a protein of 181 amino acids.
GUUAUCAGUUCUGUGGUCUUCAUCAAACCAAAAACAUAACUUCUUCUAACUCAACGUAACAAUGAAAUUCCUGGCUCUUGGUUCAUUUUUGGCUUUGUCCGGUUUGGCUGCUGCUGGACAUUUGCAUCAUGGGCACUCGGGCUAUUCGGUUGUGACUAAACAUGAACCUGCCCAUUAUCAUGGCUGGUCCCAUGGACAUGGUGGUGACAGUCAUAGUUUAUCUGCUGGUCAUGGUUAUGAGAGCCACGGCCAUGGCUGGGAGAGUCAUCAGGAGAGUCACAGCUUGUCCAGUGAUUCCCAUGAUGCUGGCCAUGGCCACGAGUGGCAACAUGAUGAGCACUAUGAUGAAUAUGCCCAUCCUAAAUAUGAAUUUAAAUAUGGUGUAAAGGACCCCAAAACCGGUGAUGUCAAGGAUCAAUGGGAACACAGGGAUGGCGAUCAGGUUAAGGGUGGCUACACUCUGAAGGAAGCCGAUGGCACCACUCGCAUUGUGGAAUAUCAUGCCGAUAAACAUAAUGGUUUCAAUGCUGUGGUCAAGAAUGUUGGUCACCCUCAUCACGAAGAAGCUCAUCAUGUUGAGCAUGGUCACAGCCACCAUGGGUGGUAAAUGUAAACCGCGAUAGACGAAAUACGAUGAAUUGCUUAAAAAAUAGAUUAAUGAUAAUCCUUUGUGAAAUGUGAUACACUGUAAAUAUAUAAUAAAGAAUUAUUUUGAAAUAUUA